UCAAUUUCCAUCAACGAAAUAGCUGAAUAAUAAAUUAAAAGAAAAUUUUUGAACAGGGAAUUAACUUGAAACCAAAAAAGUUUUGAUUCCCUCAUUAAAAAAAAACGAAAAAAAAUUUAUAUUCACGCUUCAAAUUUUUCAAAGAGAAAAGUACCUCAAUUCACGAUGGUUUACAACUUCAAGGUAUUCAAAAAGGCAUCGCCCAAUGGAAAAGUCAAUCUUUACAUGGGAAAACGUGAUUUUGUCGAUCACGUAACGGGUGUCGAACCAAUUGACGGCAUCGUUGUUCUCGACGACGAAUACGUUCGUGAUCGUCGCAAGAUCUUCGGGCAACUUGUGUGCAGCUUCCGUUAUGGGCGCGAAGAAGACGAAGUCAUGGGUUUGAAUUUCCAAAAAGAACUUUAUUUGGCGUCGGAGCAAAUUUAUCCGGCUGCCGAGAAAUCAGAUCGUGAACCAACGAAACUGCAAGAACGACUUCUCAAGAAAUUGGGUCCAAAUGCCUUCCCUUUUACGUUUAACAUUCCCGCAAGUGCUCCUGCUUCUGUUACGUUGCAACAAAAGGCAAGCGCCGAAGGAGAACCCUGUGGCGUUCAAUAUUUCGUGAAAAUCUUUCAAGGCGAAUCCGAUACUGAUCGUACACAUCGUCGAUCAACUGUUGCUUUGGGCAUUCGCAAAAUUCAAUUUGCUCCGUCGAAGCAAGGAGCUCAACCUUGCACGAUUGUUCGAAAGGAUUUCAUGUUGAGUCCCGGCGAACUCGAGUUGGAAGUAACGCUCGACAAGCAAUUGUACUUCCAUGGCGAGAAAAUUGCUGCGAAUUUGUGUAUUCGUAAUAACUCGAACAAGGUUGUGAAGAAAAUCAAGGCGAUGGUACAACAAGGCGUUGAUGUGUGUCUUUUCCAAAAUGGGCAAUAUCGCAACACAAUUACGAGCAUGGAAACUGUCGAAGGAUGCCCUUUGCAACCGGGAUCAAGUCUGCAAAAGACAAUUUAUCUCGUGCCAACUCUCUAUUCGGUGCAAAAUAAACAAGGAAUUGCUUUGGAUGGACAACUCAAGCGACAAGAUACUAAUUUGGCAUCAACUACUCUCCUUUCAUCUCCUGAACAACGUGACGCUUUCGGAAUUAUCGUCUCAUAUGCCGUCAAAGUCAAACUUUUCUUGGGCGCAUUAGGCGGAGAAGUUUCUGCAGAACUUCCUUAAAAAAAAAAAAAAAAAAA
Molecule: messenger RNA, 1214 nt
Organism: Culicoides brevitarsis
Lineage: Eukaryota; Metazoa; Arthropoda; Insecta; Diptera; Ceratopogonidae
Gene: Arr1
Product: phosrestin-2
Exons: 2
Coding region: 166-1197 (343 amino acids)
Biological process (GO): signal transduction; G protein-coupled receptor internalization
Cellular component (GO): cytoplasm
Molecular function (GO): G protein-coupled receptor binding
Source: RefSeq, a predicted model, not a curated record